Molecule: messenger RNA, 4834 nt
Organism: Oryzias melastigma (Indian medaka)
Lineage: Eukaryota; Metazoa; Chordata; Actinopteri; Beloniformes; Adrianichthyidae
Product: glutamate receptor ionotropic, kainate 5
Exons: 18
Coding region: 1213-3897 (894 amino acids)
Biological process (GO): monoatomic ion transport; synaptic transmission, glutamatergic; modulation of chemical synaptic transmission
Cellular component (GO): postsynaptic membrane; presynaptic membrane; plasma membrane
Molecular function (GO): kainate selective glutamate receptor activity; transmitter-gated monoatomic ion channel activity involved in regulation of postsynaptic membrane potential
Source: RefSeq, a predicted model, not a curated record
GUCCCGGUGACGCCAAUCCGGGCGACGUAGCGGUAUCUCUGGUGUUGUCACUCAUAAAGGGAUUUUGAACCGCUCUUUGUCUGGCUCGUCACUCAGGACCUGUCUGCCAUGGGAGACCCUACCAGGGGCAAAAGCCCCCGACAGCAUAGCUCCUGAGAUCACUCAAGCACUCAAACCCCUCCACCACGUUAAGGUGGCGGUUAAAGGAGGGAUUUAUUGAUUUGUUAAAAGGGGCAGACAAUAUAAGUUUGUCUUCUUUCUGUCCCCUUUUCCUUUUUUCCCAUCAUUUUUGAGUUUACAACUCUUCUUGUUAUUGAAUAAAAAUGAAAAUGAAAAUAAAUACUGCCUGUAGAGUAGAUACAUGCUGUGGAAAGUGGCAGAGAAAGCACAGUAAUUGUAGUAAAACACGUCGGGAACAAGGCUGUUUAGUUAAAAAUUGUUAUCUUUUUGUAUUUGGAAAUAAAGUGUCGUUUUUAUUACACUUUUGCAAAACUUUGACAUAAUAAAAAACCAAUAAAUGAUAUUUUUUAAGGUCAUCAUAUUCUGAUUUGCGCGCCUGGUUCACACUGGACGCGAUCGUUUCACCGUCUGGUCUAUUUGUUGCACAAGCAAUCUGCGUCAAUUCUUUUUUUUUUUUUUUUAAAUCUGCGUCAAUUCUAACAGGAAGUUACAUCAAAACACACGAGAAAAUUUGUUUUAUUUUCAGAAUAAAACCAAUUUUACACAUGAAUCCACUAGUACUAAUUAGAAACCGUGUCAAUGUCACCGUUGAUGCUAAUUAACCAGGAGUGAGUAAUUUUAUUUAAUAAAGCAGUGAGUGACUCAGAGAUGUUACUACACUAAGUGUUAUGAGAACUCAAUUCUGAAAGACGAAAAAAAAAUCCUAGUUGGAAAACUUUAAUAUAGAAAACAGACAUUUAAAACCUGUAUAAUGAAGUCUUAGGUUUGGCUUUCCAUGUUUUUUUUUGCACACCAAAAUCAAAUCUUUACUCUAUAUUUGAUGCAAACUUCUACAUAAAUGUUUAAAGUUUGGACUUUUUAUGUAAUCUGCUAACUUAUAUAUUUCUAUAUCUGUGAGGGAUUUUCACGAUUAUUUUUUUUAUAUUUCUGUGUUUGUUAGCAAUUUUAUCAGUCUUUACCUUCUCUGUUUGCUUUCUUCUUACUGAUAUUUCUUGGAAGUAUAUCAACCCGUACUCAUGCGAUACAUCAGAUAUGUUACGAGAUACCCCUGCGUGUCCUACAGGUGGCGGUACAGGCAGCCAGCAGACCAUUCUCCAUGAGGAGCAGUGGAAGAUGCCGGCUCUGCCAGCACUGUUGCUGUCGAUUUAUAUUGCGGUCUCGCUGCUGACUAUGGCACCACUCUCCUUCAGCCAGGUCAACACCCUCUCUGCUGUCCGGAUGGCCGCCAUUUUGGAUGACCAGUCUGAUUGUGGUCGUGGUGAACGUCUGGCGCUGGCUCUGGCGAGGGAGAACAUCAACAACAACAUCGAGGGCGCCUCCCAAGCGAGGGUGGAAGUGGACGUCUACGAGCUGCAGAAGGAUUCCCAGUACGACACCACCGAUACCAUGUGCCAGAUCUUGCCAAAGGGAGUGGUGUCUGUGAUCGGCCCGGCCUCCAGCCCUGCCUCCGGCUCCACCAUCAGUCACAUCUGUGGGGAGAAAGAGAUCCCUCACGUGAAGAUUGGUCCUGAGGAGACUCCCAAGCUGCCGUAUCUCCGCUUUGCCUCCGUCACUCUGUACCCGAGCAACGAGGACAUGAGUCUGGCCAUCGGCUCCAUCCUGCGCUCCUUUGGUUACCCCACAGCCAGCCUGAUCUGUGCCAAAGCAGAGUGUCUGUUACGAUUGGAGGAACUGGUUCGCCACUUCCUCAUCUCCAGGGAGACGCUCUCCGUGAGGAUGCUGGACGACAGCCUGGAUCCCACCCCUCUGCUGAAGGAGAUCCGUGACGACAAAGUGGCGACCAUCGUAAUCGACGCCAAUGCCUCCAUCUCGUACCACAUCCUCAGGAAGGCAAAUGAGCUGGGAAUGAUGACAGCCUUCUAUAAGUACAUCCUCACCACAAUGGACUUCCCUCUGCUCAAGAUGGACGACGUUGUGAACGAUCAGUCCAACAUUCUGGGCUUCUCCAUGCUGAACCGCACUCAUCCUUUCUUUGCGGAGUUCAUUAGGAGUCUGAACCUCUCCUGGAGGGAAGGCUGUCACUCCAUCAGUCCGUACCCAGGACCGGCGCUGUCAGCAGCUCUGAUGUUUGAUGGCGUUCACGUGGUGGUCAACGCCGUGCGAGAGCUGAACCGAAGUCAGGAGAUCGGAGUGAAGCCGUUGAGCUGCACCUCCCCGCUCAUCUGGCAGCAUGGGACCAGCCUCAUGAACUACCUACGAAUGGUGGAGUAUGACGGCCUCACGGGUCACAUCGAGUUUAACAGCAAAGGCCAGAGGACCAAUUACACCCUGAAGAUCCUGGAAAAACACCCAGCCGGGUAUAAAGAGAUCGGGACUUGGUAUUCCAACAACACGUUGGUCAUGAACUCCACUUCCCUGGACCUCAACGCAUCACAGACUUUGGCUAACAAGUCACUAAUUGUCACCACAAUACUGGAAAACCCUUACGUCAUGCGUAAGUUGAACUACCAGGACUACCAGGGGAACGAUCAGUAUGAGGGUUUCUGUGUGGACAUGCUGAGGGAGCUGGCAGACAUCCUCAAGUUCUCCUUUAAGAUCAAGCUGGUGGACGACGGGCUUUACGGAGCUCCAGAGCCGAACGGGAGCUGGACAGGCAUGGUGGGAGAGCUGAUCAACAGGAAAGCAGACCUGGCGGUAGCUGGUUUCACCAUCACCUCCGAGAGGGAGAAGGUGAUUGAUUUCUCCAAACCCUUCAUGACUCUGGGGAUCAGCAUCUUGUAUCGAGUCCAUCUGGGUCGUAAACCGGGUUACUUCUCCUUUCUGGACCCCUUCUCUCCAGCUGUCUGGCUCUUCAUGCUGCUGGCUUACCUGGCUGUCAGCUGCGUCCUUUUCCUGGCUGCCAGACUCAGCCCUUAUGAGUGGUAUAAUCCGUACCCGUGUUUUCGGGAGAGGCGAGACAUCUUGGAGAAUCAGUACACGCUGGGUAACAGUCUGUGGUUCCCGGUCGGCGGCUUCAUGCAGCAGGGUUCAGAGAUCAUGCCGAGGGCGCUGUCCACCCGCUGCGUCAGCGGAGUCUGGUGGGCGUUCACGCUCAUCAUCAUCUCCUCGUACACGGCCAACCUGGCAGCGUUUCUCACCGUCCAGAGGAUGGAGGCGCCCAUCGAGUCCGCCGAUGACCUGGCGGACCAAACGAACAUUCAGUACGGAACGAUCCAUGGAGGAUCCACCAUGACCUUCUUCAUGAAUUCACGGUACCAGACGUACCAGAGGAUGUGGAACUACAUGUAUUCCAAGCAGCCCAGUGUGUUUGUGAAGAGCACGGAGGAAGGCAUCGCCCGCGUCCUCAACUCCAAAUAUGCAUUCCUGAUGGAGAGCACCAUGAACGAGUACUAUCGCAGCCUCAACUGCAACCUCACGCAGAUCGGAGGACUUCUAGACACCAAAGGAUACGGCAUCGGGAUGCCUCUGGGCUCUCCCUACAGAGAUGAGAUCACUCUGGGGAUCUUACAGAUGCAGGAGAGCAACAGGCUGGAGAUCCUGAAGAGGCGCUGGUGGGAGGGAGGACAGUGUCCCAAAGAGGAGGACCACCGAGCCAAAGGGCUCGGCAUGGAGAACAUCGGCGGGAUCUUUGUAGUCUUAAUUUGUGGCCUCAUCAUCGCCGUCUUCGUGGCCAUCAUGGAGUUUGUGUGGUCGACACGUCGGAGCGCCGAAACCGACGAGGUAAUCUUUCAUCAUCUUCCUCCCUCUGUCUCCUCCUCCAGACCCUCAACUGCGUAGAAGGUCAUCUGGAUGCAUGAAACUGUCUUUAUCCAUCACUUUUUAAGAGAGGUUUCAGAAUAAUUGGACAUUCGUUAUCCUGUACCGGCAAUAAUUGAUUAUCCAAAGUAGGAACUUAUUGGUAUGUUGUCCUUUAAAGAAUAAAUGACAAACAAAAAUGUCUAAAUAUGAAAUAUAAAAUUAUGUUGACUUAAUCUUUUGUAUAUCUUUGUUUUCAAACGUAGAAAUGUGUUCCAGAUGCUAACUUUAAGUUUUCAAACCUUUGGAACUUUAUCAACAUCACUUUUUAAUGCUUAUAUAUUUUUAUAUAUUCAUAACUUAAGGAAAAAAACUUUUUCAUUACAGUCAAAUAAAUAUAACUCACUUCUAAGAAUCAUUUGACACAAGGAAAAGUAUAAAACAAUUAAACCACUUAAAACAUUUUUCAUGAGAAGAGAGAAAAAUAGAAAUACUGUAGGUGUGUACUUUUUUUAUCUCAACUUUUCUUUUUUUUUUUUUCAUCCUGCUCUCAAACUAUGAAAAUAAGUGUGUAAUUAAGCUCCUGCACUCAUAAUGAGUUGUUUGUCUUGUCCUGCUGGCGGCAAACAUGACUUCAUCAAAAGAGCUGACAGUUGAAACAAAUGCAGGGAUCAUUAAACCGCCUCGAGACCCAAAGGGGAAGCAGGAGAAGCGGAUGGUUCCCGUCCGCUCCCAAUGGAAUCUAGAGCGUCUUCUUCUCAGGUUGUGACGGGGAAGUCCGAACGUUUGAAAGAUUAGGCCUUGAAAUGAAAUAACUUUGUGAGAAUGAAUAACAAAGAUAAUAUAAUGUCACAAUAUGAGAGUUUGGGUCGAUUUCUUGCCAUCCAAAUCCCAGUAAGAGCCACAAAGUCUUCAGUCACCCUUUAGGAAAAUAAAAUACGGAUUUAUUUGUAUGUUUUUGCUACUGACAUGAUACAUU